UGCUGAGAGUUCUCUGGAGAAUGUGAAUCUAACGGCUGGGGGGUCACUGACUGCAAGCACUCCGAGGAUGUUGGCAUACUAUGUUCAAACAACUCGGCUGAGACCAGCAGAACAGCCUCAAGCAAUCGCCGCCCAGCACACAAAGAAAAUCGAGGAGGUUAGAAUAAGCCCAUUUCUCUGCCCGUGCCCAAGGCAAGCCUCCCCCGUCAAAGAGGGCAUUGUUGAAGUGAACACCACGGCAGGUGGCGGCAGGUCUGUGACAAUGAAGGACCAUCGAUAACAGCAGGGUGGUAAUGCGGAAUGAUGGUUUCCUGGAGAAGUUCAACCCAACAACCCAGUUUUACAGGAAACUCUGGAAUAUGAAGAUCAAGGGUCCAAAAUCCAGGUUAAAGAUGUUAAGUCAGAAGAAGAUGUUCUGGAUUCACAAAGUCGCCUGCUCAGGAACAGAACCUCAUCUGGCAAACUGCAAAGUCCAGGUUUCUCCAAAGCCUUUCAAGCCUGCGUGUAGGAAUGGGAUGCACGCCAUAGUGAAGUGUGUGCCUGGACCCAACUCUGGAAUUGGAAGCACAAAUAACUUCAAGAAGGCGUUUAAGACGAUGGAGCCCCUUGUUAGGUUGAGGUCCGGGCCCCAUGCUGGUGAGGGCCGAGUCGAAGUGUUAAAAAACGGAAAAUGGGGCACGGUCUGUGACGAUAAGUGGAAUCUCCUGUCGGCAAGCGUGGUGUGCCGGGAACUCGGUUAUGGAUCCGCUAAAGAAGCCGUUCUAGGAGCCCAGUUGGGACAAGGGUUAGGUCCCAUACACAUGAAUGAGGUGCUCUGCACUGGCCAGGAAAAGUCCAUUACUGAAUGCAAGUUCAAAGAGGCGAGUAUAGCCGGCUGCCAACACGAAGAAGAUGCAGCUGUGAGGUGCCAUGUUGCUGAGAUGGGAUACAGUGACCAGAUACGUUUAGUUGGAGGAAGAUCAACCGAGGAAGGUAAAGUGGAGGUCCAGAUGGUUAUUAGAGGUGUGAAGAAAUGGGGAGCCGUCUGCGGAGAACUGUGGGGCAUUAACGAAGCCAUGGUUGUGUGUCGGCAGCGAGGCAUGGGAUUUGCCAACCAUGCCAUACAAGAGACAUGGUACUGGCAAGGAACACCUGGUGCCGAGGACGUCGUGAUGAGCGGUGUGCGAUGCACUGGCACAGAGAUGUCUAUACGGCAGUGCCGCCAUCAUAGUGUGGUGCACUGCCCUCGAGGCGGGGGGCGCCGUGCCGCUGGAGUUACCUGUACAGAACAUGCGCCUGACCUCAUCUUGAAUGCACGCUUGGUUCAGGAGUCAUCCUACCUGGAAGACCGACCUCUGAGCAUGCUGGAGUGCGCUCAUGAAGAGGAGUGCUUGUCCAAGUCUGCAGAUGACGUGGCCUGGCCCUAUGGAUACCGAAGACUUUUGCGCUUCUCAUCUCAAAUACACAACAUUGGAAGGGCGGAUUUCACUCCUCGAAAUGGGAGACACACAUGGACGUGGCACGAGUGUCACAGGCAUUAUCACAGUAUUGAAGUUUUCACCUAUUACGACCUCCUGACAUUGAAUGGAUCGAAGGUUGCUGAAGGACAUAAAGCUAGUUUUUGCUUGGAGGACAGCAAUUGCGGGAAAGGAAUACAAAAGAGGUAUGAAUGCGCCAACUUCGGUGAGCAAGGAAUAACCGUGGGCUGCUGGGAUACCUAUCGGCACGACAUCGAUUGCCAGUGGGUGGAUAUCACAGACGUUGCUCCUGGGGACUAUAUAUUCCAGGUCAUUUUGAACCCAAAAUUUGAAGUAGCAGAAUCGGAUUUCAGAAACAACGUGAUGAGAUGUCGGUGCAAGUAUGAUGGCCAUCGUAUAUGGAUGCAUAAUUGCCACACAGGUGAUGCAUACAGUGCAGACUUAGAAGAAGAAUUUGAGAACCAGCAAAGACUCACAAACAACCUUGUGUAGACCUGUUUACAAU
Molecule: messenger RNA, 1962 nt
Organism: Bufo bufo (common toad)
Lineage: Eukaryota; Metazoa; Chordata; Amphibia; Anura; Bufonidae
Gene: LOXL4
Product: lysyl oxidase like 4
Exons: 13
Coding region: 294-1949 (551 amino acids)
Biological process (GO): peptidyl-lysine oxidation
Cellular component (GO): membrane
Molecular function (GO): copper ion binding; protein-lysine 6-oxidase activity
Source: RefSeq, a predicted model, not a curated record